AUGGACGAAUGUGCACGACUACAUCGAAUACCCCGCCUAUCUGACAAACGUCGUGGUUUCGAUUUUGGCUAUGGGUCACUCAAUGACACGGAAUACAUGUGCCGAACCAAGUAUCACAUAAAAAUCAUCCAAUGCGUGAAGGAGCGUUGGGAGGCAAUUUCGGAUUUGCCAGCCGAACCGGGCUUCUUGAAGGUGGUUUUGGCUCACACACUAAACACCGAAAGAUAUGAACGUGCCGCGGCCUACAUCUUUUUCCAACAACACAAGAAUGCCUGCCUUCAAGAGGCAGAGCCAACAGCAGAGAGUUGUUCAAGGCAGACAGGUGAAUCCAUUCAAGAGUUGGUUGGAGCACUGAAAAAUCAAUCAAUGAAUGACCAAAGUGACGCCAAUCAUAGAGAAUUGGAGAGAAUAAUGCAGGUAUAUGAGUGCAAAGGAAUGAGAAAGAAAUUGAACUGUCUUCAUACUUUGCUCUCUUCUCGUUGUUCAAAUGACGCAAUUCAGUUAAUCAUGAAUUAUUUCAUUGAGAGUUUACCAAAAGAUUGUAAAUAUCAAUACCAAAUUCCUGGUCCUUCAGAUUCCGAUUUGAUUACCUCAUCGGGGGCAUCGAACCCUACAGCAAUGCAAGGCGAUGACGGCACUCUUUCAAGGUCCGGUCAACCACAACCUCUCCAACUCUCCUCCCCCCUUAAUUAUCCUACAGACUCCAUCCCUACAAAUCUUAGUGGUCAGCCGUUGAGCUCUAUUAUGUCAAUUAUCGUAAUACCCUCUUUGAUAAUAGCUAUGGGUGGUUGA
Rodentolepis nana is the source of this 792-nucleotide messenger RNA. The record is from the annotation of a GenBank genome assembly. NCBI's taxonomy places the organism in Eukaryota, Metazoa, Platyhelminthes, Cestoda, Cyclophyllidea, Hymenolepididae.